Molecule: messenger RNA, 4829 nt
Organism: Sardina pilchardus (European sardine)
Lineage: Eukaryota; Metazoa; Chordata; Actinopteri; Clupeiformes; Clupeidae
Product: serine/threonine-protein kinase/endoribonuclease IRE1-like
Exons: 22
Coding region: 150-3326 (1058 amino acids)
Biological process (GO): intrinsic apoptotic signaling pathway in response to endoplasmic reticulum stress; IRE1-mediated unfolded protein response; mRNA processing
Cellular component (GO): IRE1-TRAF2-ASK1 complex
Molecular function (GO): ATP binding; protein serine/threonine kinase activity; RNA endonuclease activity
Source: RefSeq, a predicted model, not a curated record
AGUAGCCAGGCGAGAGACAAGCUGGCCAGAAACACAAACAGCAUGGAAGAAGACGCAAUUUGAAAAUUGUGGUUCUUGACUUGUCUUGGACAGUAUUUGACUUACCAAAGUUCUUGUUGUGUUUAUGAACUUAACCUGCUAUUCGGAAGAUGUGGGGAGUGUGUAGUCGGGCCCUCGUGUGGUGCAUUUUCACGUUGAUCUUCUGCAUUGUGCCACAAACGGGUCUCUGCGAAGCCACACUCUCGCUGCCAGAGAGUCUCCUCUUUGUGUCCACGCUGGACGGGAACCUCCACGCCGUCAGCAAGAGAUCAGGUUCCAUCCAAUGGACACUGAAGGAAGAUCCUGUUCUUCAGGUCCCUACGCACGUGGCCGAGCCGGCAUUUCUCCCCGACCCCAACGACGGCAGCCUGUACUCUCUGAGCGGGAAGAACAACGAGGGUCUGACGAAACUUCCCUUCACCAUCCCGGAGCUGGUGCAGGCCUCUCCAUGCCGCAGCACGGACGGGCUCCUGUACACGGGUAAGAAGCAGGAUGUGUGGUAUGUGGUUGACCUACUAACGGGUGAAAAACAGCAAACCCUGACCUCGUCUUUUGCUGAGAUGCUCUGCCCGUCGUCUUCGCUGCUUUUCCUUGGACGCACCGAGUACACCAUCACCAUGUAUGACACCAAGAGUCGAGAGCUGCGCUGGAACGCCACCUACUCCGACUACGCCUCCACCCUGCCCGACGACGACACCUUAUACAAAAUGGCCCACUUUGUGUCCAACAGCGACGGGCUGGUGGUGACGGUGGACAGCGAGUCGGGCGACGUCCAGUGGGUGCAGAACUACGAGUCGCCGGUGGUGGCGGUGUACAUGUGGCAGCGCGAGGGCCUGCGCAAGCUGCCACACACCAACAUGGCCAAGGACACGCUGCGCUACCUCACCUUCAUGUCCGGCGAGGUGGGCCGCAUCACGCGCUGGGCCUACCCCUUCCCCGAGAAGGAGAAGCCCGAGGACAAGCUCACGCCUACGCUGUAUGUGGGUCGCUACUCCACCAGCCUGUACGCCUCGCCCUCUCUGGUUCACGACGGGGUCACAGUCAUGCCGCGGGGUAGUACCUUCCCCAUGCUGGAGGGCCCCAACAGCCAGCAGAGGCGUGUGGACAAGGGGCAGGGCUGCGUCAUCACCCCCAGCACAGACAUCCACCCGGGCACGGCCCUGGAGAAGACCAGGCACUUCAACUUCAUGUGGAACCACCCUCUAAUCAUAGGUCACCAUGAGAUGCCACCUGAUGCCCACAGCUCCCUGUUGGAGAGCUUUCCUGAGAAUGUGCCUCGUCCCCCCCAUAAUGUCAUCCCCCCCACCACAGAGAAGACCCAUGAGGAGAAGGUGAACGACAGCGGGAUGGAGCAGACCAGCGGGCCUCCCCCGGUCACAGACAUCCAGGACAAGCCAGGGCGCGUGGUGCGUCCCGAGGCGCCGGUGGACUCCAUGCUGAAGGACAUGGCCACCAUCAUCUUCAGCACCUUCCUGCUGGCCGGAUGGGUGGCCUUCGUCAUCAUCUACCCAAAGAGUGUGCAGAAGCAGCAGCAGCUGCAGCACCAGCAGUUCCAGCGGCAGAUGGAGCAGAGGCUGGAGCUCCUGCAGCGGCAGCACCCGCUCUUCCAGCCGCCCGACGCCCUGCCGCCCGACGCCGACGACUUCCUGCUGCGCGCCGCCGAGAGCUCGGACCACAGCAGCCCCGUGGGCACGCCGCGCGCCUCCAACCACUCCAACCUCUCGCUGUCCGAGCUGGGCAGCUCCGCCAACGAGCACGACGAGACCGAAGACGAGUCAAACAUUGUCCGAGUCGGCAACAUCGUGUUCAACCCCAAAAACGUGCUGGGCCAUGGAGCAGAGGGGACCAUUGUGUACAGGGGUCAGUUUGAUAACCGCUCGGUGGCCGUGAAGCGGAUCCUUCCGGAGUGCUUCAGCUUCGCCGACCGGGAGGUGCAGCUGCUGCGGGAGUCGGACGAGCACCCCAACGUCAUCCGCUACUUCUGCACCGAGCGCGACCGCCAGUUCCAGUACAUCUCCAUCGAGCUGUGUGCGGCCACGCUGCAGGAGUAUGUGGAGCGGCCUGAUUUUGACCGCCACGGUCUGGAGCCCGUCUCUCUGCUGCAGCAGGCCAUGUCUGGCCUGGCUCACCUCCACUCACUCAACAUAGUGCACCGGGACCUGAAGCCCCACAACAUCCUGGUGUCCAUGCCAAAUGCCCACGGGCGCGUGCGCGCCAUGAUCUCGGACUUCGGGCUGUGCAAGAAGCUGGCGGCGGGCCGUCACAGCUUCAGCCGGCGCUCCGGCGUGCCGGGCACCGAGGGCUGGAUCGCCCCCGAGGUCCUGAGCGAAGACUGCAAGCACAACCCGACGUGCACCGUGGACAUCUUCUCGGCCGGCUGCGUCUUCUACUACGUGGUGUCCUCGGGCAGCCACCCGUUUGGGAAGUCGCUGCAGCGGCAGGCCAACAUCCUGCAGGGCACCUACAGCCUGGAGCAGCUGCAGCCCGACCGACACGAGGACAUUGUGGCCCGAGAGCUGAUCCAGCAGAUGCUGAGCAUGGAGCCGGAGCAGCGUCCGUCGGCGGAGCGUGUGCUCAAGCACCCCUUCUUCUGGAGCCUGGAGAAGCAGCUGCAGUUCUUCCAGGACGUGAGUGACAGGAUUGAGAAAGAGCCGCUGGACGGACCAAUCGUGCGACAGCUGGAGAGAGGGGGGCGGGCCGUGGUGAAGGGAGACUGGAGAGAGCACAUUACAGUGCCUUUGCAAACAGAUCUCCGGAAGUUCCGCUCGUAUAAAGGUGGAUCUGUAAGGGAUCUCAUGCGUGCGAUGAGAAAUAAGAAGCACCAUUACAGGGAGCUGCCCCUGGAGGUGCAGGAGACGCUGGGCUCCGUCCCCGACGAGUUUGUGGCCUACUUCACGUCCCGCUUCCCGUCCCUGCUGGCGCACACCCACCGGGCCAUGCGCCUGUGCGCCCAGGAGCGCCCCUUCCUGCCCUACUACCACCACACCGAGCUGCUCCCUCCCCCGCCCCCACGGACUACUGCGCCCCCCGCGCCCCAACCCGCACAGCCGCCCCCGGCGGGCCCCUGUGCAGACACUGCCCCCCUCUGCUCGGAGGACAAACAGCAGCCCAGCGCGGCGGCAGCAGAGCCGCAGGCCACGGUCGAGCCCGCCGGCUCAGAGCACAGCGCGACGGCAGCGUUGGUCGCCGGACCUGCGGCCGCUGCAGCAGAAGCGCUCGCGCACGAGAGCCCCGCGGAGCCGGCCGGUCCACCCGCAGACCCGACGCAGCUCGGCGGGCCGGAGUGAAGACGGCCCGGGGCAAGGGUGAAGAGUCGUUGCCUUGGCGGUGGACACAUUCCAGGGGUCUGGCCUGCACUCUCUGCUCUCUGGCUCUGUCUCUGGUGUGGACCAGGCCUGCAGUGCCUGGGCCACGCCUGUAGGUGGAGCAGCAGCAGCAGUAGCAGCAGUCGUCUGCCCCCAAAAUUCCCCCUUACUCACACCCACUGAAGUGCCUUGACUUGGAACCCACGAGCGCCUCUGAGGUGUCCAGAGUUCCUGGCAAGGAGUCACAGGAGUGGCCUUGAGUGGCGGUUGAGUUGUGUGAUCCACAGGGAGAUCCUAAAGAGCCUGUUCUCUUUUGGAGUGCACACAUUCAGUGCAUGGAGUGGAGCAUUACAUUGAUUUUUGUUCUUUUUCAGACACUUGACAUUGACAGAUUUUUAUUUCUCUUAUCCUUGUGCAAUGUUGUUUAUAUUAGUUAAAUGAGUUUUCACUGUCAAAUGUUUAUUUUUGCAUAAAUACCAGUGGCUUGAUUAUGAUCUAAGCAGUAAUGAGUGCCUUAUGAAACACACACACAUGUACACACAAACAUACACCCACACACACACACAUACGCGCACAUAAACACACACACACACACACACACACACCGAACAGACUUUAAAUGAUUAUUGCAUUGUUGUGCGUAUGUGGUGCGGCUUCAGUGUGGACAUGUCUUAAUGGGUGAAUGGCCUGGUGUCCGUUUCCUGCUGAGUUCUCCCAGUCCUGAGAGAGUGACCGUCCGUCGCCAUGCCAUGCCUGUCUGUCUGAUGACGGACGAUGGGACACUUUUAGCUGUACAAGUGCACAUCCUCACGUCUCUUUGGGUUUUACCUGUACUUUUGUACUUUUUGUAUUCUUCUUUUUCACCUGAUCGGUUUAUGCCCAAGAGCAUUAUGGAAAGGUGUCCGAUGAGAUAAGUCUUGUUGUUUUAACACUACAUUUGAGUCCUAUUUUUCAUGAACUCACCGGGACAAGCUGAUUUAUGCUCUGAAGCCCAAAUUGGUGCACAAGUAUGAACUCCUCCCCUAUUUAUUUGGAGCAUUACAGUAGUAGUUUUUCCAGUCUCAGGAAACGGAGAUAGACGUUUAGAAUAAUCCGUCCUCUUGAUGUUGCCGUUCUUUGUCAAAGAGUUAACAUGCUUAAUUUAAGUGAAGCCCCUGAGUCCUUUGAAUUGUGUUAAUGGGGAAUCUAUUAAUUACAUUUUUAUUUUGUAAUGUGGGCCUGUGACUAAUGAUGGUUAUAAAUGCACAGUGUCAGUUCAAUUUUAUGAUGUGGUGUUUAGCUGGCUUUGAUUUUAUUGUGGAUGUGGAUGCCUGAGUAACGUGCAUCUUGGUGUUUUUUUCUUUCUUUUUUUAAUCAGUUCAUGCCCUUUGAGUAUGCAACGUCUCCUUUCUAAUGCAACAGGUUUUCCAGUCUUUGAUGCCAGACCACUUAUCUCUCGAAUUCAAGCUGCUAUGUGAUAUGCCAAAUAAAUAAAAUUACAAAGGA